This is a messenger RNA of Selaginella moellendorffii, 2577 nucleotides long. Its product is annotated as pre-mRNA-processing protein 40C. Gene Ontology annotation, molecular function: RNA polymerase binding; transcription coregulator activity. The transcript is spliced from 13 exons. Lineage: Eukaryota; Viridiplantae; Streptophyta; Lycopodiopsida; Selaginellales; Selaginellaceae. The record is from RefSeq and is a predicted model, not a curated record. Gene Ontology annotation, cellular component: nucleus. Bases 57 to 2432 code for a protein of 791 amino acids.
GCAAGCCCUAAACUUUUAGGGUAGGGCGAGAGGAGAAAUCUCGUUUGAAUCCUUGGAUGGCGUCGCCGGCGGCGUGGCAACAGCUCCCAGGGCAAGGAUCGCCGUCGCAGGGGCACUGGCAAGCAGGCCAAAUGCAGCGCGCCGUGUUUCCAGGCUACCCAGCGCCACCGCUCCAGCCGUAUCGAGCGCCAAACCAGCUCAAUUCUACUCCUCCGGGCGCCUCCUCGCCAAACCUUCCUCUCUAUCAGCCUCCAUCGCCAUCUGGGCAAAUGGGCUCCAGCCCCACGAAUGGCACGGGCUACGCGCAUGUAAGAUGGGACGCUAGCGCUCCUCCGCCAUCGAUAUUUGGAGCACGGCCAACGUCGCAGCCAGCGAGCUCUCCUUUGGUCCAGCCGCCGCCAUAUCCAUCGAACCACCAGUGGAUUCUUCCGGGACAACAUCCCCAAAGGCCGUUUCUCUAUCCACCGACUUUUUCUCUUCCAUACCAGAGGCAAGAGCUCCAUCCAUCGUUCCGGCCAGUGGGCGAUCCUUUCCAAGGUGGUGCUGCGUUUGGAGUGUGGGGUGGCAGUGGCAUUGAUAUUUCUGGAUCAGCAGCACACCAUGAACUUCCAGACUUCCAUGCUCACAAAAUGCCGGCUGCUGCUGCUGCUACUGGCGAAGACAAAAGUCACACUGCUGUGAGUGAUUCUAAAUCGGAGAAUGCUUUUCCAUUUGAAGUGUCUGAGGAAGAUGCUUGGGCUGCGCAUAAAACAGAAGAUGGAGUCAUUUACUACUAUAAUUCUGUUACAGGGGAUUCUACGUAUGAGAAACCCGCGGGCUUCAAAGGAGAGGCUGGCAACGUCACGUCCCAGCCAACUCCAGUGUCCUGUGAGAAGCUGAGUGGCACGGAUUGGUCUCUGGUGACUACAAAUGACGGGAAAAAGUAUUACUACAAUCCUAAAACGCAGGCAACGAGCUGGCAAAUCCCUGCAGAGAUUGUCGACAAAGGGAAGAAGGACGUGUCUAAUGCUCCUGCGGCUUUGACUGGUGGGAGGGAAGCUAAAGGCACAUCAAAUACGCCGACAGCUCUUGAUACAAUAAAGAAGAAACUGCAGGAAUACUCUGGCGGAAUUGCGACAGUCUCAGAACCAGAGGUUGCGAAAGCCGGGGCAGAUGAUACGUCGAAGGACAAGUCAAAAGAAAACGCUGAAGCAUCUACAUCAGAUUCAUCAUCAGAUAGUGAAGAGGAUGGUCCAACUGUAACAAAGGAAGAACGCGUCCGGCAGUUUAAGGAAAUGUUGAAAGAGAAAGGGGUCGCACCAUUUUCGAAAUGGGAGAAAGAACUGCCUAAGAUUCUCUUUGAUCCUCGCUUCAAGGCUAUUGCUGGCCACACUGAAAGGCGUUCAAUAUUUGAGCAUUAUGUUCGGACAAGGGCAGAGGAAGAGAGAAAGGAAAAGAGGGCUGCACAAAAGUUGGCUGUUGAAGGUUUCAAACAACUCCUGGACGAGGCAAACUCAUCCAAUGAGUUUUCUGCUAGCACCACAUAUGAGAACUUUGCUAGCAUUUGGAAUCAGGAUCCCCGUUUUGAAGCUUUGGAUCGCAAAGAAAGGGAGACGCUACUCAAUGAAAGGAUCUUACCGCUGAAGAAAGCGGAGGAAGAACGUGCUAAAGCGGCCUAUGCAUCUGUAUCCUCUGAGUUCCAGGCUAUGCUGAAAGAGAGAAACGACAUAACUUCUACUACUCGCUGGUCGAAGAUCAAAGAUCUCGUGAGACAUGAUCCGCGAUGCAAAGCUGUAAGACACGAGGAUAGAGAGAACAUCUUCAACAGCUACAUAGCAGAACUAAGGGCUGCUGAACAGGUAGUCGAGAGAGCUGCGAAAGAAAAACGUGAUGAAGAGAACAAACUGCGGGAAAGAGAACGAGUGAUGCGAAAGCGAAAGGAAAGAACCGAGCAGGAACUCGACAGAGUUAGAGCCAAGGCUCGCCGGAAAGAUGCAGUGACUGGUUAUCAGGCUCUUCUCACGGAGAAAAUCAAAGAUGCCGAGGCAUCGUGGACAGAGAGCAAGCCAAAGCUAGAAAAAGACGCUCUUGGACGCGCUACAAACCCAGAGCUAGAUGCUGCGGACCGGGAGAGAUUAUUCAGAGAUCACGUCAAGGACCUGUACGAGCGGUGUGAGAAGGAAUACCGAGCACUCCUGGCAGAGGCUAUAACGCUAGACGCGGCCUCGAAGCUGGCGGAAGACGGCAAAGACAUCCUGGGCGUGUGGAGCGACGCCAAAGACAUGCUCAACUCGGACCAUCGCUACAACAGGAUGCCCCGGCGAGCUCGAGAAACGUGGUGGCACCGCCAUGCUCAAGAGCUCCAGCGCCGGCUCAAACCAAACGACAGGGACAAAGAAAAAGACGAUCCAAAAGCCAGAGCUUCUGGUUCUUCAUCCAAACGACAGAGAUAAGCUCCUGUCUAUUAUUCUUUCUUUUUUCCUUAUUUGGUUAAAACUCUCUCUUUGUUUUUGAUAUAAUUGGAAGAAAGACCCAACGUGUACACAAUGUAUAAAUAUCGAAAGCCGCGUUGCGUUCUAAAUCUAAAGUUGACGCGAA